GCGUCCGUCUGUAACACAAAAGGGAGAGAGAAAUCGGGUGAGUGUAAAAGCGGCCCCCCACAAAGUGCAGCUUUAACUUGCGUAAACACCUGUUGACACUGCUCUGUCCACUGGACAGGGUCUGGAGCUCCCUUUUUAGUGAGAUCAAUCAGCGGGCUGGUGACAUCCAAAUAAUUAGGCACAAACCUCCUAUAAUAGCCAGCCAGCCCCAGGAACUGUCUCACCCCCUUUUUGGUCUUGGGUCUCAGGCAGGUCGCAAUCGCAGCAGUUUUGUCAAUUUGGGGAUGCACCUACCCGUGACUCAAGUGGAACCCCCCCAUACCGUACCUUCACCCGCCCAAUUGCACAUUUCUUGGGGUUUGCUGUGAGUCCCGCCCAUCGCAGCGAGCUCAGAACUGCCCUCAGAUGCUGCAUGUGCCGCUGCCAAUCAUUACUGUAGAUGAUGAUGUUGUCUAGAUAGGCAGCGGCAUAAGCUGAAUGCGGUCUGAGGAUUCGGUCCAUGAGGCGCUGAAAUGUAGCCGGGGCCCCAAACAAACCGAACGGAAGCCUCACAAAUUGGUGUAAUCCAAACGGUGUGGAAAAGGCCAUUUUUCACAGGAUAUUGGUGUCAAGGGGAUCUGCCAAUAACCCUUUGUCAAAUCCAGUGUCGAAUAAAAUCAAGCGGUGCCUAACCGAUCGAGCAACUCAUCAAUACGAGGCAUUGGGUAUGCGUCAAAUUUAGACACCGCAUUGACUUUUCUAUAAUCCACACAGAACCGUACAGACCCGUCACUCUUAGGAACCAGAACAACCGGGCUGGACCAACCGCUGUGGGAUUCCUCUAUUACUCCCAUUUCGAACAUUGCAUCUAAUUCUUCCCAGACCACUUUUUUCUUGUGUUCGGGUAGUCGGUAGGGACGGCUACGUUCCACUACCCCCGGCUUGGUCUCGAUAUGGUGCUGUAUUUGGUUUGUACGGCCCGGCAGAGGGGAAAACACUUCUGCAAAUUCCUCCUGCAACUUGGCCACCUCUGUGACUUGAUACGGUGAGAGGUGGUCUCCACAAGUGACUGGGACGAUAUGAUUGGGCUUUGUGAUCACCUCCGGCCCGAGCUCCGGCCUCUCCGGAACUACCAUAGCCAACGUCACAGAGACCGCCUCCCUCCAUAAUUUCAGGAGGUUGAGGUGGUAUAUUUCACGUGCACCCCCUCUAUCGGUUAGUUUCACCUCAUAAUCGAGAUCCCCCACUCAUCGUGUGACCUCAAAUUGUCCUUGCCACUUGGCGAGUAAUUUGGAGCUCUGUGGGAAGUAAUACGAGCACUUUGUCUUUCGGUGCAAAUUCCCGUAGGCGAGUUCCCCUGUUAUACAGUCGGCUUUGACGUUCCUGAGCUGACUGUUAGUUGCUCCAAUGUGUGGAGUUUUGCUCUAAGGUCAAGAAUGUAUUGGAUUUAAUUCUUACCGUUUGAAGGUCCCUCCUCCCAAGCUUCCCGUAUGACAUCGAGCACGCCACGCGGGCGCCGCCCAUACAGCAGCUCGAAUGGGGAAAACCCUGUUGAGGCUUGCAGGACCUCUCGUACUGCAAAUAACAGGGGAUCGAGCCAUUUAUCCCAAUUUCUAGCAUCCUCGUGCACGAACUUACGAAUCAUAUUUUUUAGGGUUUUAUUAAAUUGCUCCACCAACCCAUCUGUUUGCAGAUGGUAAACACAGGUGCAAAUCGACUUAAUACCCAACAAUUCGUUAAGCUCGCAGAGUGUCCAUGACACAAAUGUAGUGCCUUGAGCAGUGAGGAUUUCUUUCGGAAUCCCCACCCGGGAUAUUAUUUUGAAGAGUGCCUCCGCAACACUGCGUGCUGAGAUGUUGCGCAGAGGCACUGCUUCCGGAUAUCGCGUUGCAUAGUCAACCAGGACUAAUACAAAUUAAUGUCCGCGUGCUGUCCGGUCCAAUGGCCCGACGAGGUCCAUGCCAAUUCUUUCGAAGGGGACCUUGAUUAAUGGAAGGGGGUGCAAUGGCGCUCUUGGGGUGGCCAGUGGAUUCACCAGCUGACAUUCACGGCAUGCUGCACAACACCUGCGAACAUCCCCGCAAAUGUCCGGCCAAUAAAAACGGACCAUUAGUCGGUUUAGUGUUUCAUCUCCCCUAAGUGAUUCGCCAUCGUAUUAUAGUGAGCCACCUGGAAUAACAUUACCUGGCGGCUCUGUGGUAUUAAUAGUUGGGUUGUAUCCUCUUUUGUUUGAGCGUCCUGCAUCACUCGAUACAACCGCUCUUUUACUAUCGCAAAAUAGGGAUAUGAAAGUGCAAUGUUUGGUUGGAGUCAUUGACCAUCAGUAACUUUCACUUGGUCGAGGGCAUGCCUAAGAGUUUCGUCUCUCGACUGCUCUAGAGGGAAAUCCCUUUCGGAAAAUCCUCUAAGUACGGGAGGGGCCGAGGCCUCCCCCUCCCUCACAUCACCCUGAUGUGGAGCUGACGAAGACGGCCCGGCUCCACCUCCCCUGCCUAAGCAUCGCACAUUUCACAUCUAACAGCCUUCUUGCAGGACCCAUCCGCACAAAUUCCCUUCAACAUAUUUUUAAACUCUGGCCAAUUAGUUCCCAGAAUUAGCAGAUGGGUAAGGCGGGAACUAACCACCACCUCCACUCUAUGCUUUUUUUUCCUGAAAUUUAAUAACAAGGGUCACUACAGGGUAGUCGUGAAUAUCCCCAUGCACACACUUCACCCUCACCCUUUUGUUUGUGCCCAAAGCCUCAUGUUGAGCCAAGCAUUGGUGGAUAGUGGUCUGGUUACAGCCUGUAUCCACCAAGGCCUGAUGAGUACUCCCCUUGACACUUACCGGUAUUCUGUAUGCUCUGGCUCGAUCGGGAGCAACUCAUGGAGUGUCGGGGAUCCGGACUACAGUUCCCAGCUCCAUCACGGGGCAUUGAUCCCGGAAGUGUCCCAGAUCCCCGCAACUCCAGCAGGCUGGCCCAGACGCUACGCUCGCACCUGUGUCGGUGGGUACAUCCACCUGUGGGGGAGAGUGAUGAGGCCCCGGGGGGGGGGGGGACAAACCCCCACAAAUGGGGAACCGGCUUUGGUGGCGGGACUCCAUGCCUCCGGGGUACUGGGAUGGGCUGUUGAGAGAGAGCAGAGUGAGAGGAGAGAGGGGAAGGAGAAGAGAGUGGGGAAAACAUAGGAGGAGGGGAGAAGGAGUGGGAGGGCUCUUCCGCCCUCUGGUAUGCCAACAAAUGGUCCUCGGCCAGUUGAACGGCUUCCUCCAGCGAUGUCGGGCGGUGGCACUGGACCCACUCCGCCAAUCCUUUCCAACGGGUCAGCUGCUCCAGCACCACCUGGUCGAUCACUCCCUCGACGUCGUGGUCCUCCGCCAGCAGCCACUUCCAGCAGGCGUCUUGGAGCCAUUGGGUGAAGGCAAACAGAUGACCGCUGCCCUCUAACUUCACAGAGCGGAAAAGCUGUCUGUAUUGCUCAGGGCUGCGGCCAACCCGCAGCAAGAUGGUCUUCCUCAGGUCAUCACACACCAGGAGGCUAGCCGCCGGCAGUUGUUGUGCCGCGAGUUGGGCUUCCCCAGACAACAAAGAAUUGAGCCUGGCCGCCCACUGAGCACGCGGCCAGCCCCAGAUCUCGGCUGUCUGCUCAAACAGUUCCAAGAAGGCCUCUGGAUCAUUCUUUGCCUCAUCUCCAUGAGAGCGGCCGGGGGUAUGGGGGCUGCUGUAUCCGGGGUCGCGGCCGGGGCUUUCUCCUGGCUGAGGAGGCUCCGGAUCGCAUGCCGGUCCUCUGAUUUAGCUUGAAGUAUCUCAUGGAAACGAUGAUUUUGGUCUUGGUGUAGCUCAAGCAGGGCCUGAUGGUGGGUGUGGUGCAGUCCGGCGAGGGACUUGAGGAAUUCGGCCAACUGCGUGGACUCCAUGAUGGCGUACUUUCCUCCAAUUUCCCGGGUUUCGGCACCAGUGUAAAGGAUUAGAUGUAGGGUGGGAAAGGAGGACACAGGAACUGGGUUCUUCAACUCAAAGGUAAGAUUUUAAUAAACAAACUUAAAGGGCUUUUCAGCGCAACACUCCUCAGUUAACAACACAGCCUCUUUCAGACCGGUAGCUCUCUCCCCGUCUUGUCGCUGGCGUGGUCACUUUAUACUGCACUCCCCACUGCUUGCUGCAACUAGAAACAGGUUUUAGACAUUAUCAGGCUCAGGUGUGUGCACCCUUACCGCUUUCUCUCUCUCCGGACGAAUGCUCAACCACGCCCCCGCUGCCACAUAUUCCUUUAAAGUUGACAGAGUGCUGCGCCCACCAGGCGGAGGGUCAAACAUCUGCUUUGGCACGGAUGAUGAAAAACCUGUGACCCGCAAAAACAAAAUGGCAUCUAGUAUAUUUGCUGAACCCGAGGACCCUCAUGCCCGUCGAAGGAACAAUCCACCAGGUGGUAAGCCUACAGGUGUGCUGUGUGGAGAGCCCUCUGCCCCUCUCAGAAGAUGUAAUGCGCUACCAGUCAACCAUAGUAACACCACACUUGACAGCAGUAUACCUGUGAAUGGUGAUGAAGACAUAAUCAAUGUUGAGAGCACAGAAGAACCUAAACCUGUUCAGGAACAUAAUGAGAAACCAGCUUCUCCUUCUCUCACCGCAACAGAGCAGCCUACAGCUGGGGUUCCCUCUGGCCGUAGAAACCCGCCAGGGGGCAAAUCCUCUCUCAUCUUAGGCUAAAGAUUUGGCUCACCUUAGGAUAAGAUCUGGGCCUAUUUGAAUUGAGCAUCUCAGAGUAAAUGUGCUGUUCUCUGGCCAGUGCCCAUUCUCUGUAUAAUUGUGUCCAUAAUGCUACAUAAGCCACAGAGAACUGAUUUCAGAUCUUGACAGAGAAGUCAGAUCUAGUCAGAGAAGUGUGCUACAUAUCUUUGAGUUAUCAUCACAAAGAAUGAGCAGUUUUGUCCUGACUGAAAUAGGUAUUUGCUUUUUACAGUAAAAUCUGUUACUGUCAGAUACAACAAACCAUAUUUUCCAAAAUCUACCCACGCUGUUCAAUUAAACUUGCCAUUCAAGUUUAACAUUUAGAAGGUGAAACUUCUCUGCAUUCAUGUCUACUCUAAACAAUUCAACUUUUGUUAUGCUUUAGUUUUGUAAAUUAAUAAAUUGUGGUGCCCCAGGCCUGCUGGUUUGUAUUAUU
Myxocyprinus asiaticus (Chinese sucker) is the source of this 5126-nucleotide messenger RNA. RefSeq names its product jupiter microtubule associated homolog 1-like. Bases 4196 to 4669 code for a protein of 157 amino acids. NCBI's taxonomy places the organism in Eukaryota, Metazoa, Chordata, Actinopteri, Cypriniformes, Catostomidae. The record is from RefSeq and is a predicted model, not a curated record. The transcript is spliced from 5 exons. Gene Ontology annotation, cellular component: nucleus.